Messenger RNA from Sardina pilchardus (European sardine), 10261 nucleotides. It is a transcript of the gene ash1l, whose product is annotated as ash1 (absent, small, or homeotic)-like (Drosophila). The transcript has 27 exons. Bases 603 to 10106 code for a protein of 3167 amino acids. Gene Ontology annotation, molecular function: DNA binding; chromatin binding; histone H3K4 methyltransferase activity. Gene Ontology annotation, biological process: regulation of DNA-templated transcription. NCBI's taxonomy places the organism in Eukaryota, Metazoa, Chordata, Actinopteri, Clupeiformes, Clupeidae. The record is from RefSeq and is a predicted model, not a curated record. Gene Ontology annotation, cellular component: nucleoplasm; nucleus.
UUGUACUGACAGAAACGUUACGGGCUUAGCAGGCAUGGAGGCCCGAUUAAUGAGAGAGGCCCAUUCCGACACGUCCAAGCUCGACUAACACUGUCCCGGAGAAGGAUUCCGGCGACAUUCUGGGAUACGACGGAUAACAACCGCUGUACAGAAAAAGAAGGAGUGGGAGAAGAAAUACAGGGAGAGAUCCAUUUCGGGUCUCUGUUGAUUCAACGCAGCCGCCAUUUUGUUGACACACUUGCAACAAAAAUACUGUGGCGACCAUGUUGAUACACAAGAAGGGAGGAUUUUGAUCCAAAUUAUGUGAGCCCCGUUUUUGGACCGCUAUUAAGACUGAAGGUGAGAGGGCUGGCCAGCCAGGAAAGGGACAACUGCACCACUGCCAGGAGAGGAUUGCUUUUUCAGAUCUCUCUCUCUCUACCCCCCCCUUCCCCCUCCCCUUCACUCCCCCUCCCUCCUCCUGCUGAACCUUUGCCUCCCUCCCCAGCACCAGUGAGAGAACUCUUGACCUGACGGCCACACCUACCAUUUCCCCCACAUAACACCCCCCUCCCCCCAAUCCCCCCCCCCCCCCCUCCCCACCACCGACCCAGAGCACACACAUGGAUCAGAGGACUCAGGGGGGACCUACCACGCCACCCCCCCUCCCCGCCACAGCUCCCUCAGGUGAGCGCGAGAAGGAGGGAGUGGGUGGGAAGAAAGAAGAAGAGGAGGAGAAGAGGAAGAAGGAACGCGAGGGGCCGCAGUCCCAGUCGGAGUCGGGCGCGUUGUGCACUGAGGGGACGCCAGGCGACCCUUCCCAGCAACAGCAGCAGCAGCAGCAGCCGCAACAGUCCCCUCAAUUCUCCGUUAAAGAGGCCACGUACGCUGAGGGCAACGUCAAGAUGAAGAUCGGCCUGCAGCCCAAACGUAUGAAGAAGCCCCCCAAGAAUAUGGAGGACUACGUGUGCCGGCCGGCCUUCCGGGCCACCGUACGACACACCGGGAGAGGAGGGGGAAGGGGCAGCCGGGGAGCAGGAGGGGCGAACGACACCACCACCGCCAAUGCCUCGGCCACCACCGCCUCUGCCCCCGCCAUUGCUGCCCCCGCCGCCACCAACACCACCACGCCUGGCGGGCGCACACAGAGCCCGUCGUCGCACGGGAAAGAGUCGGAGAAGAGUCAGAGCGCCGGCACGCGGCCUGUCCCGCCUCCAGCCCAGACCCCUCCCCCUCAAGCCCCGCCCUCAUCCACAAGCCACAUCACUCCAGUCAACGGAAGUCCACCGGCUAAGAGGGCUCCCCCGAAACUGGUCAGCAAGUCCGAGAGCAAACCCGAGGGGAAGACGGCGGCCUCAGCGGAGAGACCCCUAAAUCUCCACCGCCCGCUGCCGGACUCAAAGUUGCACUCCUCCACCAAGAAGGCUCCCCUGGCACAGCCGAACGCUGCCCUGGCCAACUCCACACCGUCUCCCCCGGCGCCCCCGAUGCCCUCCUCCAACCACGAGCCCAAGAUGGAGGGCGUCAUGAUGAAGCCGCCCCAAUUUGCGUUCGGCUCAGAGGCGCAGCGGGAGCAGGACCGCGGGGUCGCUGGCUGGGGCGGAGGCGGGGGCUCGUCCACCGUCACCGAGAAGCUGGCGCAGCUCAUCGCCACCUGCCCCCCCACCAAGUGCCCCAAGCAGCCGAAAGUGCGCCGGCCCUCCCCAUCGCCCGUGCACAGCAACUCGGUCCCCCUCAUCUCCAACCUGCAGCGGCCCGAGAGGGCCAUGGCCAACAGGGCCACCUACUCCCGGAUCCAGCACCUGUCGCCUCCGCCGCCUGUCUCACGGCCCCCCGGCCGGCCGUACGGUUCACGCAACAAAGACAGUGUCAUGGACAAGCUGACCUCCGGCUCCCGGAAAGAGGAGUCCGACGGGGGGGUGAAAGGGAAUGCCAGCAGCAACAGUAGCAGCAUCAGCUGCACCGCCACAGCGACCACCACCACCGCCGCCACCAGCUCUGCCCUUCACUAUGGCAACAGUCGCUUAGCCACCGCCAACGACAGCAACGAUGGCAACAAUAACAGCAGCAGCAGCAACAACAGCAACAACAACAUCAUCAAGACUCAGUCACGGCUCGCGCAUGGCUCACCUCAUGCCUCCUCCUCACCCACCCUGUCCUCCUCUUCCUCCUCUUCCUCGUCUUCGUCAUCAGACCAGAGAACAGGAAGUGGCCCUUCACACAUAGGGGCCUCGUCCAUGCUGGGCCCUCGACCGAGGCCCAGUCCCUCCCGGAUGGAGGAGAGCGGCGAGAAGGACAGAGAGCGAGGAGAGCGGGACAGCAAGGAUAAGGACGGCCCCAGAGACUUGAGCAAAGGCUCGUCCCCCUCUGGGCUGGGGGGGAAGGCGGAGGGGAAAGAGAGGAGCUUAGUCCUGGCCGCCAGAGGCGAGCGCGGGAAGAGCUCCAGCCCGGCCAAGAACAGCCCGCUCCGGGACAGCCGCCCCAGCCGGACGGCGAGCCCGGCUGAGCCCGGGACACGGCGGAACAGCUCCCCGUCGGAGCCCUCGGGCGGCAGUCCACCGCCACCCCUCAGUGACUCGGGGCCGGGAUCCCCGGCGUCGCCGGCCGAGCAAGACAACAAGCCGCUGAAGAAGCGCCGGGGUCGAAGGCCGCGAUGGACGCGCGUGGUCAACCGCUCCCAGAAGGCCGCACAGGAUGCUGCUCUGAGCCAGGCCAAGCCUGGCAUGCCUAUGUCGGCCCUGGGGCCCAACCCACUGCCUGUGCGGAGACCGGUGGGGCGACCCCCGAACCCCAACAAGGUGCAUUUGCCCCCUGCCGUCCCGCAGCUCUUCGACUCCCCGCCGAAGAAGAGGGGACGCCCCAAGUCCAAGAUGCCCCGUCUGGACGCUCCGGCUCGUGGGAGACCCCCCCUCAAGUUGGCCACCUCCUCCAAGUUCUCCUCCAUCCUUAAGUCCAAAGAAGAACAGGACCCCCCGGUACUGCACCCUGAGGUGGACCUCAACCCCCCCAAGCCCAUGCCACGGAAGCGGGGGCGCCCCAAGCGCCUUCCCCCUACGCUGCCCCAGGAAGGUCAACCCCCAACCUUAGCCCCAGAGCAGGGCGACUCCGGCGACAAGACCUUCCGCAGCAAGGGCAACGGGCAGCUCAUCAUGAAGACCAUCAUCGGCAAGAUCAACAAGAUGAAGACGGUGAAGCGCAAGCGGCUGCUGAGCCAGAUCCUGCUGGGGUCGGGGGUCGGACCGGAGGGCGAGAGCAGAGCGGCCGGAACCAGCACGACCAACACGGUGGCGACCGCCGCCACGCAGUCCCUGUCAUCCCUGGCAGCCACCUUCGGGGGCAAGCUGGGGCCCCAGAUCAACGUCAGCAAGAAGGGCACCAUCUACAUGGGCAAGAGGAGGGGACGCAAGCCCAAAGCGGCAGCUAACCCCCCCGCCGGGGCGCCAACACCCCCUCCAGAGCCCUUCCUGUCCCCCAACACGUCGUCUCCGCACCACCCGCACCCCUCCCAGUCUCUGCAGAGCCAGCAGCACCACCAGCUUCCCCCGACCGACGUCUUCCCCUCCCCGUCUCUCUCGCAGUCCAGCGGCGGGCAGAGCCCCAUCAGCGACGCCAGCUUCGUGGAGCCCGGCUCAGUGCACUGCACCCACUGCAGCCACUCGCACCACGGGCAUCACGGCUUCCCCUUCGCGCCGCCGACAUUCUCGGCGCCCUCGCCACGCUCCCUGGGGCCCAUGGGCUCCGGCGGUUCGGGUCUGGCCUCGUCGGCGUCUCAGAAGAAGUCGUCCUGCCGCGGCUACCACCACCACCACCACCACUACCGGACGCACUACCACUACAGGAAGGUGUCGCCACCCCGGCCGCUGCUGCCCACCUCGCCAGCUCCGCUGAGCGAGCUGAAAGAGGCCACGCCGUCUCCCGUCAGCGAGUCGCACAGCGAGGAGACGGUGCCCAGCGACAGCGGCAUCGGCACCGACAACAACAGCACGUCCGACCGCGGCGAGAAAGCGGGAGGCGUCGGGCUCGGCGGCGUCGGGAUGCCCCAGGGAGUCGCCAGCGGGCUUCUCAUGCCAGGGGUCAUGGGGUCAGCGGUGGGCGUCGGGGCCGGGCUCAGCCCGCGCGGCAGGAAGAGACACGCCUCCUCAGUCCUGAUGGACCGACCCUCGCCUUCUCCCUCACCCCUUGGGGCCCGGUCGUCGCCGGACCCGCGACGGGCUCACCCUGCCGCUGGCCCGGCCUCGGCUCUGGUCGGGCACAAGGAGAAGCACAAGCACAAGUGCAAGCGGCGGGGGCACGCGUGCCCGGCCUACGACAAGCUGAAGCGGCAGAAGCGCAAGCGCAAGAAGAAGUACCUGCAGCUGCGCUCGCGCCGCCAGGACCCCGACUUCCUGGUCGAGCUGGACGAGAUCUGCGUGCGCCUGAGCGACAUCCGCAUCUCCCACCGCACGCCCGCCAUGCGACUGGGCAGCAGCCUGGCGCUGGGCGCCGCUGGCGCGGCGGGGGGCACCGGCAGGGGCGCCACCCUCGGUGGUGGGCGCAGCAGCGGAGGUGGCGGCAGUGCCAACCCACCGCCCCACCACUACCUGCACCGAGACCUGUUGCCCACCAUCUUCCGCAUCAACUUCAGCGGCUACUACUCGCCCCACCCCGCCUACCCCUGCGACUCCCUGCACUAUGUCCGCAAGCCCGACCUCAAGAAGAAGCGCGGUCGGCCCCCGAAGCUGCGUGAGUCCAUGUCCGAGGUGCCCUUCGUGCCCGGACUCGGCUUCCCCCUCUCCAGCGGCGGCUUCUACCACCCCUCCUACAGCGUACCCUACUCCUCUGGGCCCCUGGGGCUGGGCUAUUACCGCGGUUACCCCCCGGCAAGCGCCCUGUACCCCCACCCUCACCACCAGCCCCCCCACUCGGCCACGGCGCACCACCCGCACCACUCCCCCUCCUUCCCCCCGCCGCCUCCGCCCUCCUACAUGCACCACCACCCCUCACACCUGCUGCUCAACCCCUCCAAGUUCCACAAGAAGAAACACAAGCUGCUGCGGCAGGAGUACCUGGGCGGGGGCCGCUCGCCGGUCCUCUACCCACCCAUGGCGCCCGAGCUCUCCUUCGGUUGGCACCACAAACACAAGCACCGGCACAAGCACCGCGAGCGCUGCGGCGCCGAUGAGCAGCUGGAACGCGCCGGCAGCGCCGAGAGAGCCGAACGGACCGAGCGAGGAGAGAGGGGAGACAGCGUCGGGCUCGGCAGAGGAGAGAGAGGAGGAGGAGGAGGAGGAGGAGGAGGCGGCGCAGGGGGCAUGGAGGCCCUGCAGCACUGUCGGUUCGGGAGAGACGGGUCGGCGGAGAGCGCCGGCAAGCCCACGUCAGCGGUAGCGGCGGCGGCGGCGGCGGCUUCGGCCAACUCUCCUUCGUCGUCUUCCUCGUCCUCGGCCGAGCGCUACAAGAGGAAGGAGGCGUCGGCGUCGUGCCUGGGCCCCUCACGCCUGGCGCUGGGCAGUCGUGGCCACGCGUCGUCGUCGGCCGACUCCUGGUUCCGAGUGGGCGCCGCGGAGACCGACUACGCCAAACUGUCGCACCACUCCGCCGGUCAGCCCGGCGGCGCCUUCUCCGACGGACACGCCGCCGAGCCCGUCGGCUGCUCAGACAGCGAGGAGGACGAGGGCCUCUCCCCGGCGGAGGACGACGCUGAACCACCGAGCGCUCAGCACACCAACUUGUUCGCCUCGGCGCUCACCAGGAGCUCGAUGCGUCCGGGCCGAGGCCGGAGGCCCGCCUCCUCGGACGGCGGCGGUGGCAGCGGUGGUGGGGGCGGCGGUGGCCUUGCGCGAUUGGACAGAUCCCUCCGGAAGGACCGGUCCACCUCGGCGGAGAGGAGAGAGACAGGGGGGAUGCAGACUCGUGGCGCAAACCCCUCCGACUGCAUGGACGCCGGCCUGUUAUCUCGCCACCACCACCUCCACCAUCACCACCACCACCCGCACCACCCGCACCACCACCAGCACCACCAGCAGCAGCAGCAGCAGCAACAGCUCUCUCUCCACCCCUCCCUCUCUCACCCCCACUCGGCCUCCAUCUCCGGUCGGCCCAUCGGAAUGCCGGCUGGCUCCGGCUGCUGCCGCAGCGACUCGUCUCCGUCUCGCCACGGCUCGUCGUCCUCCUCGGGCGGCCAGCGUGGCGGUUCCCAAGCCCCGGUCCCCCCUCCACCGCCCCCUCCGCCCAAAAACAACCUGCACCACGUCAACAAGAUCCUGCGCGCCAAGAAGCUGCAGCGGCAGGCGCGCACCGGCAACAACAUGGUGAAGAAGCGCGGGCCCGGGCGCCCACGGAAGUACCCGCUGCCCUCGCCGCCCCCCUCGCCCCCUCCCCCUCCCCCGCCGCCACCGCUGGCGCUGGCCCUGGCCCACGCUCAGGCCGCCUCCGGCCCGGAGGUGGCGCGCCAGCGGGACAGGGAGCGGGCCGGCUGGGAGGCGGGGGACACGGUGACGGACGCCAUCGAGGCGGUGGUGCAGCAGGGCCAGCGGCGCCGCGGACGCAAGCGCAAGCGAUGGGAGGAAGAGCGCGAUGAGGAAGAGGAGGAGGCGGCAGUGGCGGCAGCAGCAGCGGCGGCCGAGGAGGAAGAAGAGGACGCGGCAGCGGCCGGAGAGGAAAGAGGCGGAGAGGAGGAAGAGGAAGACGAGGGGGAAGAGGAGGAAGAGGAGGAGCAGCAGACGGCAGGAAGGGAGGAAGAGGCAGGGGCCAGCAGAGCGCGAGCAGGAGCAGGUGGAGGGAGAGGAUGGCUCACCCAGGAGGAGAUGCACUGUUUUCGCAGCGCGCUGGAGAGGAAACCUGAAGGUCAGGCCUCCACCGCCGAAGGCCCCAGUCCCGCCCCUAACCCCGCCCCCGUAGAACAGGCUCCGCCCGCCCCAGUGCCCAGCCAACGGGAGAAGAGAGCCUCCAGACCGCCCAAGAAGAAGUUCCAGAAGGCGGGGCUUUAUUCGGAUGUGUACAAAACUGAAGAUCCACGCAGUCAGCUGCUGCAGCUGAAGAAGGAAAAACUGGAGUACAUUCCAGGAGAACAUGAGUAUGGCCUUUUCCCUGCGCCUAUCCACGUCGGGAAGUACCUGAGACUUAAGCGCAUUGACUUCCAGUUGCCUUAUGACAUCCUGUGGCUGUGGAAACACGAUCAGCUCUAUAAGCGACCUGAUGUCCCACUCUACAAGAAGAUCCGAUCCAACGUGUAUGUGGACGUGAAGCCUCUGUCGGGGUACGAGGCCACCACCUGUAACUGCCGCGCCCCAGAGGACCACGACGAGAAGGGCUGUCAGGACGACUGCCUGAACAGGAUGAUCUUCGCAGAGUGCUCCCAGAGCACGUGCCCCUGUGGGGACCAGUGUGACAACCAGCACAUCCAGCGGCACGAUUGGGUGCAGUGCCUGGAGCGCUUCCGCGCCGAGGGCAAGGGCUGGGGCAUCCGCACCAAAGAGUCGCUACGCUCGGGGCAGUUCAUCAUCGAGUACCUGGGCGAGGUGGUCAGCGAGAACGAGUUCAGGAACCGUAUGAUGGAGCAGUACUUCUCCCACAGCGGCCACUACUGCCUUAAUCUGGACAGUGGCAUGGUGAUUGACAGCUAUCGCAUGGGCAACGAGGCCCGCUUCAUCAACCACAGCUGCGAGCCUAACUGUGAGAUGCAGAAAUGGUCGGUGAAUGGGGUGUACCGGAUUGGACUGUUUGCACUUAGGGACAUGCCCAGUGGCACGGAACUCACUUACGACUACAACUUUCACUCCUUUAAUACUGAGGAACAGCAAGCGUGUAAGUGCGGCUCGGAGGAGUGCCGCGGCAUCAUCGGCGGGAAGAGCCAGCGAAUCAACGGCCUCCCUCCCAAGGCCAGCGGCUCAGGGGCCGGAGCCAGGAGGCUGGGGAGGUUCAAGGAGAAGCGCAAGUCAAAACACCAACUCAAGAAAAGGGAGGAAGAGUCGAGUGACAGCAGCAAGUUUUAUCCUCACUUACUCAUGAAGCCUAUGUCCAACAGAGAGAGGAACUUUGUGCUGAAGCACCGCGUGUUCCUCCUGCGGAACUGGGAGCGCAUGCGUGAGAAGCAGGAGAUGCUGAAGAGGGAGGGCGAGCGCGAGCGCGAGCGGGACAACAGCAGCCUCUCCGCAUACACACGCUGGGGCGGCGUCAUCCGCGACGACGGUAACAUCAAGUCAGAUGUGUUCCUGACGCAGUUCUCGGCGCUGCAAACGUCCCGCUCGGUGCGGACGCGGCGUCUGGCGGCAGCCGAGGAGAACACGGAGGUGACCCGCACCGCCCGGCUCGCCCACAUCUUCAAGGAGAUCUGUGACAUGAUCACCAGCUACAAGGACUCUGCAGGUCAAACACUAGCUGCUCCACUGCUAAACCUACCCUCAAGGAAAAGGAACACGCAGUACUAUGAGAAGGUGUCUGAUCCGCUGGACCUGACCACCAUAGAGAAGCAGAUUCUAACGGGCCAUUACAAAACCGUGGAGGCCUUCGACUCCGACAUGCUCAAGGUGUUCCGCAACGCAGAGAAGUAUUACGGGCGCAAGUCGGCGGUGGGCCGCGACGUCUGCCGGCUCAGGAAGGCGUACUACGGCGCGCGGCACGAGGCGGCCGUCCAGAUCGACGAGAUCGUCGGCGAGACGGCGAGCGAGGCCGACAGCUCCGACUCGCUGGAGCGGGACCACGCCCACCACCACCAUCACCACGGCAGUGGCGGCGCCGGCGGCCACGACAAGGACGACGACAUCAUCCGCUGCAUCUGCGGGAUGUACAAGGACGAGGGCCUGAUGAUCCAGUGCGAGAAGUGCAUGGUGUGGCAGCACUGUGACUGCAUGCGUCUGGAGGCCGAGGUGGAACACUACCUGUGUGAGCAGUGUGACCCUCGCCCUGUGGACCGGGAGGUACCCAUGGUGCCUCAGCCCAGCUACGCCCAGGCCGGCUCCAUCUACUACAUCUGCCUACUCAGAGAUGACCUGCUGCUACACCAAGGGGACUGCGUGUACUUGAUGAGGGACAGCAAGCGGACGCCUGAAGGUCAGCCUGUAAGACAGUCCUACCGGCUGCUCUCCCACAUCAACAGAGAGAAGCUGGACAUCUUCCGCAUCGAGAAGCUCUGGAAGAACGAGAAAGGGGAACGGUUUGCCUUCGGACAUCACUACUUCCGACCGCACGAGACGCACCACUCUCCGUCGCGGAGGUUCUACCAGAACGAGCUGUUCAGGGUUCCGCUGUACGAGAUCAUCCCUCUGGAGGCCGUGGUGAACACCUGCUGCGUGCUGGACCUCUACACCUACUGCAAAGGGAGGCCCAAGGGCGUGAAGGAGCAGGACGUCUACAUCUGCGACUACCGGCUGGACAAGUCCGCACACCUCUUUUACAAGAUCCACCGCAACCGCUACCCCGUGUGCACCAAACCGUACGCCUUCAACCACUUCCCCAAGCGGCUGGCGCCCAAGAGGGACUUCUCGCCCCACUAUGUCCCAGACAACUACAAGCGCAACGGCGGUCGCUCAGCCUGGAAGAGCGAGCGGCCGAAAGGACCGGCGCCCUGCGAGGACGAGGACCGGGGCUCCGCUCCGUUCCCCCGCGACACCGAAGAGGUGGGAACCCGAGGAGGAGGAGCUGGUGGAGGAGGAGGAGGAGGAGGCGCAGCGCCGGGGCUGGAGCAGGAGCCAGACGCCCCCCAGGAGGAGAGCAGCGGCGCCCUGGCGCGACUGCAGCCCGGCACCCAGCCGCAUCCGCCCGGAGAGGCCGAAGAGGAGGAGGACGAGCCCGAGGAGGAGGCGGAGGAGAUGGAGGAGCGGAGGGAGAUGGGCGAGGGCUCAGCGGAGAGAGGAGGAGGAGGAGGAGUAGGAGGAGGUGGUGGAGGAGGUGGAGAAGGAGGAGGAGGAGGAGGUGGGGGAGAGGCCUUGGAGGCCGUUCCCUCGUCGUCGUCGUCGCCCCUGCACCACUCGGCGCCCCUGAGUCGGCGGGAGGCCCAGCGAGACCGACUCAACAAGAUCCUACUGGAGCUGCUGCAUAGAGCACCCAGCAAACAGGUGAUCGACGUGACCUACCUGCUGGAGGAGGGCUCUGGGAGGAAGCUGCGCAGACGCACGCUGGGAUUGGGUGACCUAGUGGGCAGGAAGUGACGUCAUCUUCAGCAACCCUGCUGCCUGGCAAGCACGUUUCCCUCUCUGUAGCCGGGUGAACGAGUGAAGAAGAAGGACGAGGAGAAGACCUGUGCGAGUGUUCACGGAGAGAGAGACGGACGGAAGCAGAGGAGAAGGGGUCUCUCUCUCUAUCU